Exophiala mesophila is the source of this 1410-nucleotide messenger RNA. RefSeq lists its product as uncharacterized. The record is from RefSeq and is a predicted model, not a curated record. Bases 174 to 815 code for a protein of 213 amino acids. Gene Ontology annotation, biological process: protein retention in ER lumen; endoplasmic reticulum to Golgi vesicle-mediated transport. Gene Ontology annotation, molecular function: ER lumen protein retrieval receptor activity. NCBI's taxonomy places the organism in Eukaryota, Fungi, Ascomycota, Eurotiomycetes, Chaetothyriales, Herpotrichiellaceae. The transcript is spliced from 5 exons. Gene Ontology annotation, cellular component: endoplasmic reticulum; membrane; cis-Golgi network.
CACAAACUCCCUCGCAUUCUACACAACCUCACAAACGACUUGUUCUACGCCUCUACUACCCCCAGACCUUUGCUCAUCGCUUCGCGCUUUUACCCACACACAACCGCACAUCAGUUGGACCACAGAUUCACACCCAGGCCUCGCAGCGAGCAGCUGCCUAUCCUUUGUCCAACAUGAAUAUCUUCAGGUUGCUCGCCGACCUUUCACAUCUCCUGUCGAUAUUUAUUCUGCUCCAAAAGAUGAAAGUAUCAAAUUCUUGCGCAGGUAUAUCUUUCAAGUCGCAAGCCUUGUAUUUCUUCGUCUAUGUCUCCAGAUACCUUGACUUAUUCUGGACCUUCACUGACAGCGCUUGGAACACCAUCUUCAAAAUCAUCUUUAUUGCCUCUUCUGCAUACACCUUGUAUGUCAUGUUGAAUGACUACAGACCGACUCACGACCCCAAUCUCGAUACUUUCCGCGUAUCCUACCUGCUUGGUGGUUCCGCCGUCCUAGCCAUUCUUUUCCCCUACAAAUACACCAUUUCGGAGAUCUUGUGGGCAUUCUCUCUAUGGCUCGAGAGCGUGGCAAUCCUCCCACAGCUGUUCAUGCUGCAAAGGACAGGAGAAGCCGAAACAAUCACAACACAUUACCUUUUUGCCCUUGGCAUCUACCGCGCCUUGUACAUUCCAAACUGGAUCUACAGAUAUUUUGCAGAAGGCCACUUCGAUCCAAUUCCAGUUAUGGCAGGAAUCAUUCAGACCGUGUUAUAUUCGGACUUUUUCUGGGUGUACUACACAAAGGUCCUCAAGGGAAAGAGCUUCAAGCUGCCCGUCUAAGCUUUCAACCAUGUAUUCUUGGUUGCACUGCAUCUAUCAAAAAGCGCCGCACGUGCGACAAUGAUAGAUGCCAACGACAUCUCGUGACUCUGUAGUCGGAAGACACAUGCUUCCUACCGGGUCCGACUAAAUCAUGCCAAGUUCACAUGGGCCAUGGCCGAACAUGGCACGUUGCGCCGACCGGUCAAGAUGGAAGCAAGAUAGGAUACUUCUAUCCAGCAAUGGCUGGGUCACUUCUAGUGAUGUUUCCAGAGGAAGUCAUAUCGCAUGCUUUGUGCCAUAUGGCGGAAUGACCGUAUGUUGAGGCAGAAGAGUAAAACUGAUAUCAAGGAUGACUCUCUGCCUAGGAGCAACAACUUCGAUGUAACACCAGGAUGCCGGAGGAUGAGCACUCGAUUUCCGUCAUAGUCGACUUAUUUGCCGACUAGGCCACAAGAAAGUUCAACGAGACCAAGGGAUCCGAUUCAGCGGGAUGAUGUGAGCCUCUGCAAGUUGCUGUCAAAACAGCGCCACUUCUCCUUCUCCGAGACGAUGUUUUAUAUAGAGAAUAUAGUUAAUCACGAAUGACAAGCAUGGGAUCCAUGUUCAACACAGA